This is a messenger RNA of Capsella rubella, 1091 nucleotides long. RefSeq names its product THO complex subunit 4A. The record is from RefSeq and is a predicted model, not a curated record. The transcript has 5 exons. Gene Ontology annotation, cellular component: nucleus. Gene Ontology annotation, biological process: mRNA export from nucleus. Gene Ontology annotation, molecular function: mRNA binding. Bases 96 to 857 code for a protein of 253 amino acids. Lineage: Eukaryota; Viridiplantae; Streptophyta; Magnoliopsida; Brassicales; Brassicaceae.
GAAUCUUUUCUUCCUUCUCUCAUCGCCUCUCUCUCUUUCUCGUAUAUUCUCUGCUCCGCCGUCGCAACAGAAACGUCAAUCGGAGAUAUUUCAAGAUGUCGACUGGAUUAGAUAUGUCUCUCGACGACAUGAUCGCCAAGAACCGUAAGUCUCGUGGUGGUGGAGCCGGCCCCGCCCGUGGAUCUGGAUCUGGUUCCGGGUCCGGACCUGGUCCAACUCGCCGCAACAACCCUAAUCGGAAAUCCAACCGAUCUGCUCCAUACCAAUCAGCCAAGGCGCCGGAGUCCUCCUGGGGUCACGACAUGUUCUCCGAUUCAGCUGAAGCUUUUCCUCCUCGGUCCAGCCGUUCUUCCGCCGGAAUCGAAACUGGAACCAAGCUCUACAUCUCCAAUUUGGAUUACGGAGUCAUGAACGACGACAUCAAGGAACUCUUUGCUGAAGUAGGGGAACUUAAACGUUACACAGUCCAUUUCGAUAGGAGUGGAAGAUCAAAGGGAACUGCAGAAGUAGUCUUCUCUCGGCGUGGUGAUGCACUUGCAGCUGUGAAAAAGUACAAUGAUGUCCAGCUGGAUGGAAAACCCAUGAAGAUCGAGAUUGUGGGCACCAAUCUUCAAACUGCUGCAGCACAGUCUGGUAGACCUGCCAAUGGAAACUCCAAUGGUGCUCCAUGGAGCAGAGGAGGACAAGGGAGAGGUGGACAACAACGUGGCGGUGGCCGUGGUGGUCGAGGAGGCGGUGGCCGAGGUGGUGGUGGUCGUGGUAGGCGUCCUGGUAAGGGCCCUGCAGAGAAGAUAUCUGCUGAAGAUCUUGAUGCAGAUCUCGACAAGUACCAUUCUGGAGAUAUGGAGACAAACUAAUGAAACGACCUGAGCUUCCCAAACUGCAAGGGGGUUUGGGCAAUGAGCAGAAGUUAAUCGAGGAAAAUGUUUGCCAGAGGCUUUUGCCACUUAGUGCCUUUUUGGCUGUGUGUUGUUCAUUUGUUUCACUAGAAUUGACUAUAGUAUUGAGAAUCUGUGUUAAACGUUAAAGUUGUUGUUUAUCGGUAUACCCGUGAGUAAAAGACAUAGGGAGGAAUCCUAAUUUCAUCUACA